UAUGACGGCAAUUGUAUCUCUCUUAAACACGAUGUUAUUUUCUUGAAACCGGAAGUCCGGGAAGGGAUCAAAGUUAGCUGGGGGGUGGGUGACGAUUGCUUUUACUACACGUAUUUCUGACUACACCUGUCUGCUUCAUUGAAUGAGGUUUAGCAAAGAAAGUGGCAUCUGUUUUGGUCCCAAAUAUUAUUUAAAACACGGCGCAAAAGUUGAACUGUAUAUAAGAAACCCAAUUUCACAGAACUGCAGUUUAACGGCAACGAGCUGGCGCAGGUCGUGGGGUGCCCGUGGACCAUGAGGGAUAGCGGUAGCAGCCUAGCACAGAACCGCUGGCAGGGGGACCUGGGUCUGGCCGUGGGCCCGGAGGACACUGGAGGUGUCGGGAUCUCUGGCGGUCACCUAGGGAUGGACCCCACCUCCACCCACCAGAUGCCCAGCCCUAUGCACCUUAAACUGGGCCAGAAAGAAAGGGCGGCCUGGGAGGCCGAGUACAUGGAGGAGAUGGAACGGGAAGAGAGAGAGGAUGAGAGGAAGGGGGAAAACAACGUGGAUGAGGAGGAAGAGGAUGGUGAUUUUGAGGCAGAGGGUUGGGACGAGGAGGAAGAUGAAGAGGCAGAGGUUGAAUGGGAGGUCCCACACAUGGUCCCCACUGCAUCCUUACAAGAGCAGAAUCAUCACCAGCUGCAAGCAUCACUGGAUGGCGAGGACCAGGACAACAGCCUGGCCAAACCUGAAGCUGGGGACGUUACGAGCGCCCCUGUCCAGUCCAGGCUCAACGGGCUCCGGCAGCGCAGGCUAAAGCGCUGGCGAAAGCUCCGCUCCCAUGCCGGCCUGCGGUUCCGCCUUACUCAGCAUUGGAAGACCUGGCGUCAGAGGGCCCUGUGGGUUGGCACCCUGGGGCAUCGGAGGGCAAGGAGGUGGCGCCAAUACAGCCUCUACGCCAACCGGCAGAGGAAGGGAUCGGACCCAGGCUUAAACAGCAGCCCGCCAUCAGACAAUGAGCGGUUGAAUGGGUCGGAAAGAGACAACUGGCUGAAUGGUUACUCUGGAGAAUACCAGUCUAGUCACAUGGGAGGUACGGGGGAUAAAGGCAAGAGGGAGCUAGAUGCCUCCUCCUACUUCAGCGUCAGAGAGAAACCUUUGGAGGUCGCCCUCACUGAGGAACACAUCAGCUGUGUGCAUGGGAUCUUAGACGAGUCCCUGCAGAAGUAUGGCAGUCUGAUCCCUAUCAACGCUGACGACGUGGUGGAGAAACUGCAGGGCAUCUUCAACGACAACUUCUCACAGCCUCACAGGAAAGCCGUGGUGCAACAUCUAAUCCAAUCCUACCAGAGGUCGUCUGGCACAGCCAUGGUGCGAGGCUUCCGUGUGAACUACAAACGUCACGUUCUCACCAUGGAUGACCUCAGCACGCUGUAUGGACAGAACUGGCUCAACGACCAGGUCAUGAACAUGUAUGGAGACCUUGUGAUGGACUCUGUGCCAGAGAAGGUUCACUUCUUCAACAGUUUCUUCUAUGACAAGUUGAGGACGAAAGGCUAUGAUGGAGUCAAAAGAUGGACAAAGAAUGUGAACAUCUUCCAGAAGGAUCUGCUGUUGAUCCCCAUCCACCUGGAGGUCCACUGGUCCCUGGUCAGCGUGGACAUCCCCCGCAGAGCCAUCACCUACUUUGACUCCCAGCGCACACUCAACCGACGCUGCCCAAAGCAUAUUGCAAAGUACCUGCAAGCUGAAGCUGUCAAGAAAGACCAGAGAGAUUUCCUUAAAGGUUGGAAAGGAUUUUUCAAAAUGAAUGUGGGCCGCCAGAACAACGACAGCGACUGCGGAGCAUUUGUUCUUCAGUACUGCAAGACUCUGGCCCUUGGUCAGCAGUUCAAUUUUGGUCAGCAGGACAUGCCCAAACUGAGGAGACUCAUGUACAAAGAACUGUGUCACUGCAAGCUCUCGCCCUGAUGCCACGCCCUCUGAAGAUUUUUAGCGAGGAAGCGGCGGAUUCUAACGUGGAGGCAACAGGAUGGUUCCAGCGAGCCAUUUUGAAUGAGCUAGUGAGAGAAAGGAGAAAAACAAAAAAUAAGAACUUUUCGAAGGAACAUUUUUUUUUCUCUUGACGACGACGAUAUCCAGAGACUUUACUACUUUACUACUAAAACUACUUCUCCUGUGUUUCUUCCCUCUUAUUCUGUUCUUCUUCUCUGUCCCUUUUACCUUGUUUUUAUUUCAUGUUUCCCUUUUUUUUUUUUCUUGUGUCGACAGAGGCCAUGUCUAAAGCCAAGCCACAUGCACCCCGUUCACUGUAUAGUACGCUACUUUGACCCUGGUCAGAUUAAGUACACUAUGCCAGUAAUCGGGUGCCAUUUCGAAUACUAAAACAAAGCAAAUAUAAAAAAAAAAAAAAAAUAGACUUGACACCUCAUUGACUCGACCACCCUAAACUGAAAUGCUGAAAAAGUUAUUUUUCACUUUUUAUGUUCUUGCUUUUUCUUCUCUGUCAGUAAAAAAAGUGUUGCUAAGCUUACCGUUGGUGUUUUUGGAGGGCAGUGAUGAUUAUGUUUCAUAUUUUUAUUAAAAUAAAAAUAUCUUACCAAGUCA
Messenger RNA from Esox lucius (northern pike), 2589 nucleotides. It is a transcript of the gene senp3b, whose product is annotated as SUMO specific peptidase 3b. Gene Ontology annotation, cellular component: nucleus. Gene Ontology annotation, molecular function: deSUMOylase activity. Gene Ontology annotation, biological process: protein desumoylation. The record is from RefSeq and is a predicted model, not a curated record. The transcript is spliced from 11 exons. The coding region runs from base 295 to 1953 and encodes 552 amino acids. Lineage: Eukaryota; Metazoa; Chordata; Actinopteri; Esociformes; Esocidae.